Messenger RNA from Anguilla anguilla (European eel), 4001 nucleotides. Its product is annotated as golgin subfamily A member 7B-like. Gene Ontology annotation, cellular component: palmitoyltransferase complex. The transcript is spliced from 5 exons. The coding region runs from base 231 to 707 and encodes 158 amino acids. Gene Ontology annotation, biological process: protein targeting to membrane; peptidyl-L-cysteine S-palmitoylation. The record is from RefSeq and is a predicted model, not a curated record. Lineage: Eukaryota; Metazoa; Chordata; Actinopteri; Anguilliformes; Anguillidae.
GUGAUAGCAGCAGAACCCGACGGACAGUCUGACUCCCUCUGUUUUCACCUCGGAGUAAUGGAGGUCGCGUGAUAUCCCCUGCGUGUAACGGUUACGACCCUCGCGGCGUCUGUUUCCUGCGCGGCCGUCACUUUGCCCCGCCCUCCGGCGACGCUCAGUCGUGGUGUCCCACUACAGCUAGUUGGAACGAUUUCAGCACCGGGACAGAUCCUCCACUGUCUAAUGGCAACAUGGCGACAGAGUUCCACACCCUGCAGGAGAUGCAGCACAGCGCCUCGCUGGCCACCAAGGUCUUCAUCCAGCGGGACUACAGCGAGGGAACAGUCUGCAAGUUCCAGACCAAGUUCCCCUCCGAGCUGGACAGCAGGGUCGAGCGGUCUCUGUUCGAGGACACGGUGAAGACGCUGAAUAACUUCUACGCGGAGGCGGAGAAGAUCGGCGGCCAGUCCUAUCUGGAGGGCUGCAUGGCCUGCGCCACGGCCUACGUCAUCUUCCUCUGCAUGGAGACGCGCUACGAGAAGGUGCUGAAGAAGAUCUCCAGGUACAUCCUGGAGCAGAACGAGAAGAUCUACGCCCCCCGCGGCCUUCUGAUCACCGACCCCAUUGAAAGAGGCAUGCGAGUGAUUGAGAUCUCCAUCUUCGAGGACCGCAGCUCCAGCGGCUCCAGCUCGGGCAGUAGCUCCACCUCCAGCAGCAGCGGCCGAUGACUGGAGGACCAGCACCAGGGGUACGGGUACAGGGGGGACGGGGGGCUCCCCAAAAUCCGCAUGUUGAAACAUGAGAGCACCCGAUUCUGAACAGAGCCAGGGGGAGGGGGAAGGGGAAGGGGAGGGCACCCUUCCCAAAAGUGCCAACUGCCAUUCACAAAGCCAGGAGCUGGCACAGACAAACACACACACACACACAGGCACACACACACACACGCACGCACACACACCUCAUUCCAACAGCUCCAUUACCACGGGUAUAUCUCUGUCCCAUCGUUAAGAUAUCCAUCCACUCAUCAAUCAGGUAUUUGCUUGUUUUGUGGGGGAGGGGGGCAUUCAAAACUGCCUUUGACUUUAAUGUAAUUGUCCUCAUUAGAGCAGGCAAUUUGAUUGCCUCUGUUCCUCCAGGAUCUGUUCCGGAAGGACUAUUUUGUAAAGGUAGAAUAAUAGUCAGUCACUGCAUGCCUUAAAUGCCAGAUGAAAAAAAAAAACAACUACAAAUAUUAUUUUUUGCUUCCCAUUCUUCGAAUGAAUAGAACAAAUUAGGACGAAAUCGCUGACGUGUUUCCACCUGGAGCUGACAGCUGGGGGGUCUAGCCUGUUCCGCUUUGCGGCUGGCCGGGCGUGACUCCCUGUGGUUUUAUCUCACCGAGUAAAACCCGCUCUUUCUUCUGCCCAGAGUCCUUAUCAUUAAAUCGGAGUUUGUUUUUCCUUCACGGAGAAGGCUGAAUGCAGAAAACGAACUUUCAGUAAAGUUUACGCUAACAAAAAUCAUCUGUGGUUUUCGAGAAGAUUUACUCGACAGUAGCGGCUGGAUCUAUCGGCAACCCUGCGCUUCCCAGCCUGUUACAGGCCGGUGCAGUGAAUAUGAGUCUCAUACAAAUGUAUGGAGACUGCAUUCUACAGAUUAUGCUUUUGUGAUACCUUGCAGAUUUGUUCAUUUCUCCCUUUGGGUAACAUAUCAGCGCUGUGCUUAAUUUUUGCAUUCCAGUUACUUACAUCCUGGUGAAAACAAAUCACCAGAAACUGUCUUUCUGUGGACAGAAGACAGUCUGCUUUUUAUAAACGUGUUUAUUAUCAUAUGGUCAAAGUUUACAGAGACUGAAGAGCAGGAAAACGGCUAAUAACCACUCAGGGCCGGUUCUAGGCGCAGGCAGCGAUGGCGGUCUCCGAGGAUGCCAUUCGUCUGGGAAGAACCAAAUGAAGGGGAAAAAAGAAAAUAAAUAUCUGCAAGUUGCAUCCAUGAUAAUCGGUGGCAUGGAAGCCAGUAGGCCACCAUCUCCACCAGCCCCCACCCUGCGCCCCUAGGUUUGUAAUCUGGCCUGGAGUGGCAGAAAGGCUAGAAAAAAGGCCGUGCCUGUAACUGCUGAAGCUUCUGCAAUGUCUCCUGAGCAAAUUUGUUUUAUUUUAUCUUAAUUUAUUUGUUUCCUAUUUGUUUAGGUUCUUCUUCUUUCUUUUAUGCCUGUCUUUCAACUUUUUCUGUUUCACACUAACCAUGCCAUUAAUUAUAACUGUCCUUAUUAUUAUUAUUAUUAUUUGCUGUUGUUGCCAUUGUUCUUAUUACCAAUUGCUCGCAUUCUGCAUUUCCUUUAAUUUUGUUGGCCUUGCAUAAAAUCUGAAAUGUUUCCUCAGAUGGCGAUAAUUGUUUGUCCGGUUGAAGCUGACGCACUCUGCCGGCCAGAUCAAAGGGUCUCUUUAACUGUGACAUCAUAGCGACCUUCCACCCGAUUGGUCAGAGCGCACCCAUCUGAGGCCUGAACAUUUCACUGAAGUCUUCCAUACCGUUUUAACGGAUUGUUUCACUUAAUUCUGAUUCCCUCAGUUUACCCUUUCAUUUACUUUGUGCAUUUUUUCUGUUCUUCCUGUUUUUCUUUCUGUUUUUUUUUUCAGUGUCUCGUCUCCACCCGGCUACUCUCUAGCACUCCUCAGACAUUUCCACGGCCUCUUCUUACCGCCAGCACCCCGCCCAAACCACACGCCCCCACUCCAGUCACGCUUUGUGGGGACCUCCCGUGCUCAGUGCCCUCAUGUUUCAUUUGUGUGGAUAUACCCCAGCCUGGUGCUGACCAAAGGGAUUAGCCACUACCACCAAAAACCCGCUGUACGCCACACAGCACCGCGUGUCGCGUGAGAUUCGUCUGUACAGAGGAGGGAGUAUGCUGACUGACUGGGAACUGUGCAUGAACCAUGCUGUCAAAUCCCCCCCCCCCCGUGAAAUUUUACCCUGAGACUGAGUAUAAUGUGUGUGUGUGUGGGUGUGUGUGUGUGUGUGCAGGUGUGUCGGUGGGUGGCAGAAUGGGAGGGGGGGGGGGUUGUGCAUAUUUAGUUGGGGUGUAUAUAGAAUAGGUUUUGGGGACACAAGAGAACAGAGUGAGUAAAGGAAUUGACUCACGGUACAAGGACGCAUGAAGGUCAGGAGGGUACAGAUCAGAGUGCGGGAACAGAUGGGCGGACAUGAGUCACUUUGGUACCUGGUGCCAGGUAGGAGAGAGAACACGGAAUGCUUCCGUUAGGAGGGAAAGUGACCCUGAUAAAAAUGAGAGGUGAGGUAGCAGAACAGGAUGGAGAAGAUAGAUCCUACAUCUCCGUACAGGGCAGACGUGUACCAAAGAGAGAGUGUGUAUCAACGCCAUUCACACUUCAUAUAUAUCGAUUAACACACGCUCUGUUUUUUACUGCACAACAUGCGGACAAUCCAGGUUUAAUCGCAGGUUUAAUACAAGUCUUCUUAUUUCGCACACGCUGGUUAACUGAAUCACCUCACAGCUGCUGCUGACCUGAACACAUUCGCCAAUGGAGAACAACACCUUUCUAAAGUGCAUUGGACAGGGGCGGGGCUUUUAUACAGUAUGAAUGGAAGAUAGAGGUCCUCACCCGUAGGAUUCUAUUGCCUCUCUGUGGGCCAAGUUUACAUACGCUAGGGAAGUAAUGCAGUUUUGUAAAUUCUGUAAUUCAAAUGUCUUCUGUAUUCUAUUCAUGUAGCAACCACACUAAAAUGUACUGUACUGUAUAUCAGAAAGGAAUAAGCAAGUCUUCCAGUACUGUGGAUAGAGACACAAGCAGAGGUCCCCCCUUUUCAAUCCAGGAACAAUCUGCUAAGUCAUCGGCUCAACACAAAGAAAUGGAUGAAUUAAACAUUUUUUUUGCAGUGCAAACAUGUUUUGUGUCAAGUUUGGGUCAAACCUCACAGAGUUUCUUACUGUUGGAUAUGGGAAAAUGUAUGAUUAUGUUGAAGUGAUGUUCGAACAAAUAUCGCACCUACAUAUACGAAUAAAAAAAAGUAAUUGAAAUCAU